Messenger RNA from Oryza brachyantha (malo sina), 2114 nucleotides. Its product is annotated as tRNA (guanine(37)-N1)-methyltransferase. The record is from RefSeq and is a predicted model, not a curated record. Gene Ontology annotation, cellular component: cytoplasm. The transcript has 11 exons. Bases 112 to 1581 code for a protein of 489 amino acids. NCBI's taxonomy places the organism in Eukaryota, Viridiplantae, Streptophyta, Magnoliopsida, Poales, Poaceae. Gene Ontology annotation, biological process: tRNA N1-guanine methylation.
CCGUCCCGGGACCCCGGCCGGCGGCCAGCGGCCGCCACGUUCGUCCACCGGCCCGGCGCCAAAACCCUAGGCGAGGGACCUCGGGAGGAGAGCAGCUAGGGCGGGGCCACCAUGGAGAAGCAGCUGGACGAGAGCAGGUUCGAGCAGCGGCUGCAGCUCUGGGCGCUCCGCAUCCCCCGCGAGCUCGCCUCCGCCGUCACCCGCCUGCUCCGCUCCGGGUACCUAUUCGACAUGCCGCGCGUGAAGCCUGUGGUGGAGGAUCCCGAGAGCGACAAGAACCGGCUCGUCGUGCUGUCGGAGAAGAUCCAGAGCGCCGACUUGUCUGAUAUUGAGGAGAAAGUUUAUGAUUCUUUGAAGCAACUAUGCAAUAUUGAUGUUGUACCAUACAGUUUGACCCUUGGUUAUUCUUACUGGAGUGCAGAUCAUAUUCUGAAGCAAAUCUUGCCUGCUGGAGUGGAGGUACCCUCUUCAUUUGAAACAAUUGGCCAUGUUGCACAUCUGAACAUACCUGAUGACUUGCUACCAUACAAAGAUGUCAUAGCAAAGGUCAUCUAUGAUAAAAACUAUCCAAGGAUUCAAACUGUGGCAAAUAAAGUUGGGAGUAUUACAAACGAGUUUCGAGUUCCGCAGUUUGAAAUCUUAGCAGGGAAAAGUGAUAUGGUAACUGAAGUAAAACAGUACGGUGCCACAUUUAAACUUGAUUAUGGAUUAGUCUACUGGAAUUCGAGACUUGAGCAUGAACACAUCAGAUUGGUUUCCCUUUUCAAGAAAGGAGAUGUUAUAUGUGACAUGUUUGCUGGCAUUGGCCCAUUCUCGAUCCCAGCUGCCCAGAAAGGAUGUAUUGUAUAUGCAAAUGAUUUAAAUCCAGACAGUGUUCAUUAUCUAAGAACAAAUGCACAGAUUAACAAGGUUGACGAUUAUAUCUUUACAUAUAACAUGGAUGCCAGAGUGUUCAUGCAGAAUUUAUUGGAAGUGCCUUGUUCAGGAAAUAAGUCAGAGUCUCAUGUUGCUGCUGCUAAUUAUUCUAGUGAAGACAUAAACCCUACUAAUGAAAGUUCAACUUCAAAUGAAAAUCAUAGUGAUGUUCGAGAGAGCUGCCAGAAGGAUAUAAAUGGCUCAUCCAUGAUGAGCACUACUACCAAAAGGCGACAAGAAACCUCAAAUGGAGGUGGUGCUUACUGCCAAGAAGAUGCUAAUCAUACAAAAAAGAGGAACAACAAAAGAGUAAAAGGCUCAGGGCCACCACCUAUCAAGCCGUGGGAGCACUUUGAUCAUGUCGUAAUGAACUUACCUGCUUCUGCUCUGCAGUUUCUUGAUUGUUUCAGUGGUCUUGUCCAAAAGAAAUACUGGACAGGAUCAUUACCUUGGAUCCACUGCUAUUGUUUCAUACGUUCAAGUGAAUCUGAAGAAUUGAUAUUGUCAGAAGCACAAAAUAAACUGAACGCCAAGAUAGCUGAACCCAUAUUCCAUAGGGUUCGUGAUGUUGCACCUAACAAGGCUAUGUUUUGUUUGAGUUUUAGGCUACCUAGCGAAUGCCUCAAGGGUGAAAGUGAAGAUCACAUACAAUCAGUUGACUGUUAGUCUCUUCCACACGGUGUAGUAGUUGUGGAGGUUCUCUAAAGGAAUGAGAUCAUCCUAGAAGUCCUUGGUUUCUUCCGUCAAGAUGGAAUGGAAUUACAUUUCAGGGUGAAAGGGAGUCAAUAGGGUAUUUUUCAAACGAAGAGGUGUUUUUCAUGAAAUCACUUUGAUAUACCACCAUUCGAAUUCCGGUGCCACCAGUUUACAUAUCUGAUUCAGAAAUCCGCCAGGCUUUUCAUAUCUGCCCUGCUUCUGGAUGCCAAUGCCUUCACGGUUUGUAGUUUUGAUUUUCUGUUCAUGCAAAACGGGAAAGGGUAGUAUUAUCGCAACUUAUAUUCUCCAGUUAUUCGAUGGUAUGCAAAAGCGGCAUUAUUACACCCAGCUGCUGUUUCAGAGACCUAUCAUUGUUCUCUGUAUUCUUGGUUUCAGAGUAAUCCUGUUGUUAUCAUUAAUCUCACACUUGUUCGCCUCUGCCACUGUUUUUUGCUCAAUCCAUUUCCCCGUAAUAUGAAUCCCUAAUUAUAGAGACUGAUGCU